AUGAAGCAGAAUAAGGUUAAUAAAAUAGAUUUAGAACUUCAGUAGAAAAUUUAAAUCAAUGAAUCAAAUGUAAAUUUAUCAUGGGUUUUAAAAUUUCCAAAUUGUCAUGAAUUAUAAUCAUCAAUUUUAUAGAUGGCUUUUAUAGACCUUAAUAUUGAAAUAUAAAAUUACGAUAGAUAGGGAGCAUGUCAUAUAAUUGUAAGUAAUUAAAUUUAAUACCCUUUUAUAUAAAUUGUUGAAGGCAUGCUUAUAUAUUAAAAAUAGAAAUAUUUAUUUUUGAGUGAUUGCAUUGUUGAAAAAAAAAAAUUUAUCUGUCAUUAAAGUUAACUAUUUUUAAUUAAAAUCUCUAAUAAUCAAGGUCGAUUAAUUUUUAUAUUUGCUCAUCCAAUAUCCUAAAAAGAAUGGUUUAAGAUACUAAAAUUAUCAGCCAAAUAAAAUAACUUUGCUUAAAAAUAUCGAAUAAAUGAAAUUCUAAUGGCUAAUAUAUUUUCUGUUUUUGAAAGAAGAAAGAAUAAAAAAUUAGUAGCAUAAAUAAUAAAGAAAAAAGAUAUAAAAUAAUAAGAAUAAUAUGAAAUUAUCAAUAAUUAUAUUAAAAUUCUAAGAAGUGGCAAAAUUAUGAACUAUUAUCCAGUAUUAAGUAUUUUUGAUGAUAUUGAAAGUAUUUCAAUAAUUACUUAUUAAUUCUAUGGAACAACUUUAGAAUCACUACUAUUGAGUACUUAAUAAGCAGUUCCAUAAUCAGAUUUAGCAUUCAUUUUUUAUUCUGUUUUGUAAUCUUUAAGAAGUCUAUAAGAUGAAGAGUUAUUUCACGGAUAUCUUUGUUUAGAGAAUAUUAUAAUGGCAAAUGUAUUGGGAUCAUUGUAGGUUUACUUAAUAAACUCAAACUAUAAAGUAAAUUAAUGAAACUAUUUAAUAGCCCUAUAAUGAAAAUAAUUUAGAUUUUUAUUUAAAUUCAAUUCCGAAUUAUUUAUUAGCUCCAGAACUUCAAUCUUUUUAGGAUUUACCAUCAGUUAAAUCAGAUAUGUAUUAAUUAGGAAUGGUUUUUUUUUUGAUUAGCUUUUAUUCAAAAGGGUAGAUUUUUAACAGACAAUAUAUAACUAAAAUGUCUUAGAGUAAAAGAGAACUUAUCAAAUAAUAAGAAAAUAACUUUUAAAAAUGUCGAGAUUCAGAUUUUCCAAAUUUAUAUAGUGCAUGUUAAUUGGAUCUUAUUAAAAAGAUGAUUGAUAAUGAUCCUGAAAGAAGAAUAUCUGUAAAUGAUGCUAUUAAACAUGCAUGGUUUAUAAAUACAAAGGAUAAAUUAAAAUCUAAAAAGAUAUAAUCAAUGAAUCGCAAUCUACCUAGUUUAAGAACAAUUAUAGAAAUGGUUGAAUAAAGUGAAUAAGAUAUUCGAAGAAAAUCAUUUUAACUUAGUAAUGUUUAGUAUAGCAAAAAGAUACUAGAAUGUGCUACCUCUAUUUAGCAAUUAGAUUUUAAUACUUUACAAUAAUAAUAAGAAGCAAGUCCUAUAGUUAAAUCCUUGGAAAGCCAAAAUGAAAAUAUAGAUGAAGAACAUGAAAUAAGUAAUUUAAUAUACAAACUUAAUAAUAAACAAUAUUUUAUGAUGCCCUCUUUAUUAGGCCACUUAAUUUAAGAUAAAAAUUAAUACAGACUAGUUUAACCUAAGAAUCAUUUGCCUUCAUUUUAAGACUGA
Paramecium sonneborni is the source of this 1690-nucleotide messenger RNA. The record is from the annotation of a GenBank genome assembly. Lineage: Eukaryota; Ciliophora; Oligohymenophorea; Peniculida; Parameciidae.